AUGUCCUACCAGACAGGAAAAGGUGCUGGAAUCGGAACUGGGUACAAACGCACGUGGGUGGACGAAGUCUCAACGUGGAUAGUGCCGACCGUUAUUCGUCCGUCUCAAGAUGGUCGCCGCGCGCUUGUCUAUCUCGACAGGCAGUGGCGCGAAGCGAGAGCUGUGCAAGAGCUCAAGAGCCUCCCUGAACGCUUGGAUCGGGAGAGGGCCGAUGGAGAGGACAGGAGAGGUGUCUGGCUUUGGCUUGUGGAUGUGUAA
Cryptococcus wingfieldii CBS 7118 is the source of this 258-nucleotide messenger RNA. RefSeq lists its product as hypothetical. The transcript has 2 exons. The record is from RefSeq and is a predicted model, not a curated record. NCBI's taxonomy places the organism in Eukaryota, Fungi, Basidiomycota, Tremellomycetes, Tremellales, Cryptococcaceae. Bases 1 to 258 code for a protein of 85 amino acids.